AUGCCUCAAAUCGCAAUCAAUCACCUUGCUUCAAAAAUAGAGUCCGUGGAAACUGGUGGAAACAAAGCCAUGAAUAUUGCAGUAAGCUUUAACCAGGGAUCUAAAAUGCCUCAAAUCGCAAUCAAUUCUUCUUCUUCAAAGAUAGGGGCAUUGGAAAGUGGAGAUACACCUCUACAUAUUGCAGCAAGGAACAAAAAUAUUCGUAAGGUGGAAUCACUGUUGAAUAUACAAGGAAUAAACAAAGAUUCAGUUAACGAUGAAGGCUUAACGGCCCUUGACAUUGCAAGAGAGAACACAGAGCACCAUGAAUCUCACAAGAUAAUUAGAAAGCUAGCUAAUUAUCCCCCGAAGGGAAGGCAUUUCCUGUACAUCGCCUUAAAGGUAACCUCACAAAAGUAUGAGAAUGUCAUGAACUUGGUGAACAAAGCAUAUGAUGACAGGCGCAAUAAAGAACUAGUGGUGGCAGUGUUGUUAGCUACUAUGUCAUUUACGCCAGCCUUCACCAUUCCUAGUGGUUUUCAGAUGAAGGUAGGGAAUGGAGAAACAAAGGAAAUGAUUACCUUUCAUCACUGUAGUGUAUUCCAUGCUUGUGCACAAGCUCAAUAUGCUCGCUUGGUUCCUGAUUGGCUUCUUCACGAUCAUUAG
Messenger RNA from Cryptomeria japonica (Japanese cedar), 645 nucleotides. RefSeq names its product ankyrin repeat-containing protein At5g02620-like. Gene Ontology annotation, cellular component: plasma membrane. Gene Ontology annotation, molecular function: protein phosphatase 1 binding; protein phosphatase regulator activity. Lineage: Eukaryota; Viridiplantae; Streptophyta; Pinopsida; Cupressales; Cupressaceae. Bases 1 to 645 code for a protein of 214 amino acids. The transcript is spliced from 3 exons. The record is from RefSeq and is a predicted model, not a curated record.